CUUCCUAGAGCAAGAUAAUCCGGAACAGCAACAUUGAGGAAUCUAAACCAACAGAUCAUUCAACGCUGCACCACUGAAAUUAACUGUUUUGAGGUCUUAUGAACUGGAGUACAUUAGUGUCUGGGGCUGGUGAACCAGUAUACUCAUACUAAUGCAAACUGCAGGUUAAGAUGUCAUUAUGGGUGGCACCUUUGGGACGAGGUGUGGACUGCCUGCAGUCCUGCUUUGUCUGGCGGCUCUCCUCUGCGCCAAUCUGCUGCUGUAUUUCUACCUAGAUGCCCUGUAUCAGGACAAUAACCCUCCUUCAGCACACACACAGUGCCCACUUCGCCACUUUAAAGUGGGCACCAUGACCACCUGUACCCCUUGGCUUCAGUGCCCUGCGAUUCGUGCUGAGGUCCGCCGUGUGAAACUCAUUGGACAAGGGGCUGUGAAGAAGGUUUAUCUGUCCGAGUGGCGAGGGCAGAAGGUGGCGCUCUCCGUCUUGUCAUCGGAGCAGUAUACAGAUGAUUUCCUCCAUGGACUGUCAAUGCUACGUGGCUUGCAGAGCGCCCACGUCGUGACGCUUGUAGGGGCGUGUGAAGAGGAUGGAGUGUUUGUUACAGAGUAUCACCCUCUGGGAUCAGCACUGACGCUCGAUGCCACCCUCGCUCAAGACCGAUAUCGCUGGCGAAACUCCUGGCACACUCGACUGCAGCUGGCCAUAGACUACGUCGCCUUCCUGGCGUACCUGCACAGCAGUCCGGUGGGCAUCCGAGUCAUGUGUGACUCCAACGACCUGCAAAAAACUCUCAGCCAGUUUCUGCUCGCGUCCGACAUGCGCCUGUUGGCCAACGACCUGGACGCGCUGCCUGAGGUGGAGAGGGGACGUCGAGGGGUGAAGUGCGGUCACCAUGAGCUCACAGGGGACUUCGUUGCUCCUGAGCAGCUGUGGCCUUACGGCGAGGAUGUGCAGUUCUCAGAUGAAGCCAUGCCUGGCUACGAUGAAAAGACGGACAUCUGGAAGAUUCCAGAUGUGACACGUUUCCUAUUGGGGAGUGUCCUGGGAAGUGACGUCAUCCAUUUCCACUUGUUUCAGAUCUACACGGAAUGUAGGAGGAAGGAGCCUCACAUGCGGCCGACGGCGCUUGAGGUCCUCAGUGUGUAUCGCUCUGUCUACGACAGCAUGACAGAGACUCAAUCACAGAGAGUUAGAGACAUGUUGUAGAGAUGGGGAUAGUUCAACCAAAAAUGAAAAUUCUGUUCUGAUUUACUCCAAACCUGUAUGACUUUCCUUUUUCUGUGGAGCACAAAAGAAGAUAUUUUGACAAAUGUUUCUUAUAAUGGAAGUCAGUGGUCACCAAAACUCUUCUAAAUAUUGUGUUUUGUGUUUUGUGUUUGAAAGUCAGUAAUACAGGUUUGGAAUAAAUGAGAACAGAAUUUUCAUUUUUGUGUGAACUCUCCAUUUAAGUUGGAAAUAUAACACUGCAGCGCAAUGGGUUUUGUCCAUAGUCUGUAUAAAAACAGGUUUUGUCAUAUUACAUUGAAGAAUAUGCAGCAAAUGUAUAACAGCAACAUCCAGCAGAGGAUGAGAUGCAGCAUCUCAGGGCUUGAGGUCUGAAUCCAGCUCAUAUUCUUACUUAAGCUGAGUCUAAGACAUUUUGCAUAACUGUACCUCAUAAAAGUUCUUUUCAGAUAAGUGAAUAGAACUUACCUCACUGAUGCAGUGAUUGAGUACGUGUGGAUCUUAUUUUAAUUUGAAUAAGAUAUUGAUCAUUCUUAAAACGAACCUGCUUUUUGUUCUCUUUCAGUAUUUGGAAGCCUUGAAUAAAUCAUUUUCUCAAGAA
This is a messenger RNA of Cyprinus carpio (common carp), 1826 nucleotides long. RefSeq names its product protein O-mannose kinase. Lineage: Eukaryota; Metazoa; Chordata; Actinopteri; Cypriniformes; Cyprinidae. The record is from RefSeq and is a predicted model, not a curated record. Gene Ontology annotation, biological process: protein O-linked glycosylation; carbohydrate phosphorylation; protein phosphorylation. Gene Ontology annotation, molecular function: ATP binding; protein kinase activity; carbohydrate kinase activity. Gene Ontology annotation, cellular component: endoplasmic reticulum membrane.